AUGUCGCCGACAGCUCCGUUCAUGGUUGCCAUUGCUGGCGGGCCAGCAGCAGGAAAGAAAACCAUCUGCAAAGCAAUCGCAUCAAGCCUGCAGACGCUACAUAACCCACCCAACGUUCUCCACCUCGCCUUAUCCGAUUUCCACUACGAACUCGGGAAGGAUGCGCAAGCCGAAGAUACAGAAGGAGGAGUACAGGAGAUCAAUUGGCACGCACCAGGCGCCUACGACUUCGACCUCCUCACCACAACCCUCACAUCCCUCACAUCCCUAGCAUCCUCCGACCCAGACCUCAAAAUUCCAACCUUUGACCGCAGCACGCAUACAAGAAAAUUCAUUACGCCCAUAACCUGUUCAGGUCGGGAAACGACGCAGAUUGAUGUUGUACUAGUUGAGGGGGAGUAUACGCUGUGGUCGAAGAUGGUGAGGGAGGAGUUGGUUAGUUUGAGGGUUUUCGCGGAUUUGGAUGCGGAUGAGAGGUUGUCGAGACUCGUGCUCAGAGAUACGGAAGAGAAAGGCUACCCACUAGCCGCCAUCCUCGACGACUACGUCAAAUUCGCCAAACCCUCCUUCGACGAAUUUAUCCUCCCCACAAAACAAUUCGCAGACAUCAUCCUCCCCCGUGGCGACCUCAAUACCCAAGGUAUCGAGCUAAUCGGGUUACACAUCACCGAGGCACUACGCGCACGACAAAAUAAGGAUGUCGUGGUAGUAGAGAAGAAGAAGGGUCCUAGGAUGAGUGCGAUGGCUGUUGUUAGUGGGACGGAGACACCGGGUGGGUCUUGGAGAGAGAUUCCGAGGGAGGGUGGGAGUUUCUAUGAGAUUGGUGGGUAG
This is a messenger RNA of Saitoella complicata NRRL Y-17804, 831 nucleotides long. RefSeq names its product P-loop containing nucleoside triphosphate hydrolase protein. Gene Ontology annotation, cellular component: cytoplasm. Lineage: Eukaryota; Fungi; Ascomycota; Saitoellomycetes; Saitoellales; Saitoellaceae. Gene Ontology annotation, molecular function: ATP binding; kinase activity. Bases 1 to 831 code for a protein of 276 amino acids. The transcript is spliced from 6 exons. The record is from RefSeq and is a predicted model, not a curated record.